AUGCAAAUCCCUCGCCCUCGAGUGUCUUUUCCGACCCUCCAGAUUCCACCACUUCCCAAGACUCAAGCUUUGUCUAGCACAACAUUCAAGCCCCCGCCUCUCGAUGGAUCCUUGUCCCUUCCCGAGAUUUAUGACUGGCACUAUACUCAUACCCCAUCUCAUCCUAUCUUCGUUUAUCCUGACGGUCUCGGUGGCGUGAAAACAGUACUCUGGCCUGAGGCUGUACGCGCCGUACAUACUGGUGCUCGGAUCGUCCAGGCUAAGCUUGGAAUCUCCACCCCAAGCUCCGAAAGACAUCCUGUCGUUGCCAUAUUUGCAUCUUCUGAUACGAUCACGUAUUUCACCGUCAUAGCAGCAAUUUGUCGCGCCGGAUGUGCUGCUUUCCUCGUCUCGCCUCGCAACUCCUCGACCGCUGUGGCCCAUCUUCUAGCUCAAACCGACACCAAACAUAUUCUGGUCGGGCACGAAACUGCUCUUCGGAAUACUCUGGAGACAGCUCUUAAGAUUAUGCAUGAAGAACGGCUCGUGUCGGUUCUUCCCCAAUUCUCCCAUAUUCCCACGUAUGCGGACAUGUACCUUGAAGAUGAUGGACAGUUUGAGCUUCUACCACCAUUUCAUCCUACCUUAGAUUCCUUGGCUGUUGUUCUCCAUUCUUCAGGCUCUACGGCUUUCCCAAAGCCAAUUCCCUGGUCGCACAUAUCCCUGAUGCAAAUUGGUUACGUUCCUUAUUUCGGCGAGAAAGACAUGACGGGUGUCAGAUUUUCUUGUCAUGCUAUGCCGAUGUACCACGGGAUGGGGAUGAUGCAGACUGGAUGGACGGCCACUGCAGGUUUGACUCUUACCGCAGCGAAACCACAAACUCCCGCAUUAGCGGCUACGCCUGAAAACGUCUUUUCUGGGUUGGUGGAAACUCAAAGUGAUAUUGUGUUCUGCGUGCCCAGUUUCAUCGAGAAUUGGGCCCAAAAUCCAGCAUACGUUUCCAGGCUGACACAGACAGAUGGUCUCCUCUUUGGGGGCGGACCACUGAACAAGAAGGUUGGCGACGCCCUCACUAGAGAAGGCAUCUCGAUCUAUAUCCUAUAUGGCUGCUCUGAAAUAGGGAUCAUGAGUCCGAUUCUGCCUCUGUCCUCAAGCUUGGACUGGGAAUAUUUUGAGCUGUCAUCGCAAAUGAAAGGAGUGUACGUUCCGAAUGGGUUCGGGCAGGCAGAGCUUGCCAUCGUGCCAAACCCGUAUGAAAUGCCUUGUGUGAUCAAUGGUACGGUCGGAGGCGAGGAUUGCUAUUAUACUAGCGACCUAUUCAGUCCCCAUCCAACGAAACCCGGCUAUUGGAAAGUUUUUGGCCGGUGUGAUGAUCAAAUUAUGCAUAACACGGGAGAAAAGACGAACCCUGGCCCACUAGAGAAUAUCCUGAAUCAAGACCCUCGAGUACUCUCUUCGGUGAUGUUUGGAACAGGGCGCUUCAACGCGGGCGUCAUCAUCGACCCUCGGCCAGAAUACAAGUUCGACCCUAAUGACACCGAGAAACUCAGUCAGUUUCGGACAGAUAUUUGGCCGUCUGUCACCCGUUUGAACGAGUAUGCCCCGCAACAUUCACGUUUGUUCAAGGAGAUGAUUGUCGUGGCCUCCCCGGACAAGCCGUUACAGUACACUGCCAAAAAUACGGCGCGAAGGCAAGUCAUUAUAAAGGAAUAUGAAGCCGAGAUCGAAGCGCUGUAUCGUACUGUUGAGGAGACCACGCAAACCCAGAUAGGCUCGCCAACCAAAUGGAGCCUCUCGUCAAUUCGUUUGUUCGUGCGCAACGUUGUCAAGAACGUUAUUCAGUACAAGCAACUAGCCGACGACCAAGAUUUCUUCCAGUAUGGGUGCGAUAGUUUACAGGCCACUUGGAUUCGCAACACGCUCUUCAGAUGCCUCCGUGACGCUGCCUCCGUCAAUACGAACCUCGUGUCUCAUAGCAUCGUUUACGAACACCCGACAAUCGAAAGCCUUGCAUCACACGUCUUUCACAUCGGCAGCCGUUCCUCCGCUCACACUGCGUCUAUGACACCCGAAGCAAAGCUUCGAGAUAUGGACGAUAUGGUGAAAAAAUACACUCAGGGCUUGCAAGUUGCUACCCCUGUGCCGAGUACAAAGGAGGCUAUGCCGGAGAAGGACGUUCUCCUCGUAACCGGUACGACCGGAGCUCUGGGUGCAGCUUUUUUGGCCCAGCUCGUUGGCACUCACUCUGUCUCUCGCGUCUACGCCGUAAACCGUCGGGUUCAUGGCUCACUCUCGUUGGGAGAGAGACAGCUCAAGGCAUUCGAGAAGCAGGGGUUACCCUGUGGUAUCCAGUCAGAAAAGCUUGUGCUGAUAGAGACAAAUAUGGACGAGGCUGACCUGGGUUUGACUUCCGCGCUGUUGGAUCAGAUUCGUGCGUCGGUGACACACAUUGUGCAUAUUGCUUGGCGUGUAGAUUUCAACCUGAGUCUGUCCUCUUUCGAGGCGAACGUGCGGACCGUCCGGAUGCUAGUAGACCUGGCGCUGUCGUCCACUCUUCCUGUCCUCCCUCGCCUCACUUUCACCAGCACUAUUGGUGUUUUACGUAAUGUCGCUGGGACGGGACCUGUACCAGAGGAUUUCACAGAUAGCUCAUCGGCCAUCGGAAGUGGGUACAGCCAGUCGAAAUGGGUAUCGGAGGCGAUCCUUCACAGAGUCAGUCAAGAAACUCGUCUGCGGCCGAUAAUCGUCCGCGUCGGUCAGAUCAGCGGUGCCAUGAACGGGUAUUGGAACGAAACCGACUGGGUCCCUUCCAUGAUCAAGUCCGGCCGCACACUGGGAUGUUUUCCCCAGAUGAGCCAGGUCAUAACGUGGAUCCCUCUGGACGAGGCAGCUCGUGUCCUAGUUGAAAUGUGUAACGCGGACAGCCCUAUCUUACAUCUCGUACAUCCCAACCCCGUCGGCUGGUCGGUUGUUGCAGAUGCUGUCUCUAAGGUGUUGGACACGCCACUGGUCACAUACCAAGAGUGGCUUGCGCUGCUUCAGGCUCGCGCUCAUCUUAGCGAAGACACUGACUCUGGGUUGCCCGCAGCGAAGAUCCUCCCCUUCUUUCAAGCGGACAAUCUUGAUAUCACAGUGGAGGUCAUGGGUUUCCCAAACCUUGAUAUCACAGCUGCGUGCAAGGCUUCACCGACGUUGAGCUCACGAACGGUGAGAGUCAUUGAUUCGGAGGAUGUGGUGCGGUGGAUAGAGAACUGGAGGCGGAGAGGUUUUUUGGCUUGAGGUAUGGUGGUGAUCGAUGGCUCAGAGGGUGGUGAAUCUUGUAAUUACCCGAGAUUGGUACAUAUAUUUCGCUUAGUAUGCUGUCGCCGAUAUUCCUGACUUUCAGAUGUAAAUCGUACUCGUAGAGGCUUGCGUUGGAGUGG
Molecule: messenger RNA, 3401 nt
Organism: Stereum hirsutum FP-91666 SS1
Lineage: Eukaryota; Fungi; Basidiomycota; Agaricomycetes; Russulales; Stereaceae
Product: acetyl-CoA synthetase-like protein
Exons: 20
Coding region: 1-3258 (1085 amino acids)
Source: RefSeq, a predicted model, not a curated record